Molecule: messenger RNA, 2045 nt
Organism: Polistes dominula (European paper wasp)
Lineage: Eukaryota; Metazoa; Arthropoda; Insecta; Hymenoptera; Vespidae
Source: RefSeq, a predicted model, not a curated record
UGUAUGUAUGUGUGUAUGUUUAUAUGUAUGUAGGUAAUAUGUGACGUAUGAUCGUCCAAAGAUUUAUUUAUUCACUUGUGCACGUUUCUACCACGUUGACGUUGAGCUCUAACGAUAAGAGAAAGUAACGGUAGCGAAACAUUGUUCACAGGACGAUGUCUCUCUCUCUCUCCCUCUCUCGACAUCAAUAUUUUCAUUAAUAUGUUGAUAAUAUUGGUGACGGUUCUACUACUGACUAGACCAUACAGUGUAAAUAAUCAGUGUUUAAUCUAUUAUUGUUAAAAAAUAACAAAAGACUCAUUGAUCGUUCGUUUUAUGUAAGCCUCGCGAUAAUACAUAGAAGAAUUUACUUAUGUAGACAGGGUUUUUAUAAUAUUUCCCGAACAAUAUAAAUUGCUUCCAUUUGAUUUAAUCAAGAUUUUGAUUAGACUACAACAGUAUUAGAUGCUCGGCAUUGAUUGAAAUCGUUGAUCGACGUAAGUAUCGCCAUUUCGAUAGCGGAACGGAAUGUUAUGUCCUUGAUUUGAUUAGAAUUUAAAAAGCCAUUAAUUUGUUGUACGUCUUUCUAACAAGUAUUAUCUUUGGUAUUUCUAAAUAAAAUAUAAAUAAAUAUUAUUCAAUUGUAGCAUUAACCACAAUUCUUUUAUCACGUCCUUUAAUUAAAUUGACUAAUUGUAUUAAUCUUCCUUUAGAAGUUCACAGUUCCCUAGGCACACUCGCAACGCUUAUCUCGCAAAAAUGCAUAUUUGCAUGAUUUUUUCAAUAUUCUUGUGGGUUGGCUUAACAUUUGUACAUAUUAUCGUCUUAUUUAAAAAAAAAAAAAAAGAAGUAUAUUGAAAUUUUCUAAACCAACGCGUUUCUCAAUCUUUUUCGGCUGUGUAAUUUGAGUGAUACCACGGCCUAAAUGAUCAGAUUCCAAUCAAAUCUAAAAUUAAUCAUUAUCCUUAAUUUAGUAUAAGUGAAAUCAAGGGUGCAAAACUGCGUACUAUUUGGUUCUUGAAAACAUCAGAAUGCCAUUAUACUCGAGAUCGGACAACUGGGCCUCGAAGCUAGUGAUCGUUCUACAGUUCACAGCUUGGAUCUCAGUUGGCAUAGUUCUUCUUCAAAAAGGCGUUACCUCCUUACGAAGUCAGUCCAUGAUAGAGACAAAUAGCAACACUCAGGAAACAAACGAUACGACGAUGAAAUAUUUAAAUGAGAAAACGAAGAGAACGACGGAUCAAGAAGACUUAUCUAGCUAUAUUUCCAAAUCUAAAGAACAUUCAAUAAAAAAGUUGUUAAAAUCAUAUCCAGAGAAAGCAAAUGAUAAUAUUAUAUUGGAAAAACAUUCGAGUAGACAUUUAAAUAUUAAUGGAAAGUAUUACGAAGAUAGCGGUGAUAAAAUCUCGGAUAUGAAUUGGCUUACGAAAGAAUCGAAAGAAAAUAAACAAGAAGAGGAGAAGGAUAUAAUGAAUUUAAAUAAGAUAGUCACUCGCACCAGCAUUAAUGAUUCAUCGAUAUAUUCUAAUGAAACGCAAGAAUACAAAAUUACCACCGUUGAUUCCGAAAAAAGGAACAAUUCUAAUGUAACAAGUUUGAGAAAUGGAAAAAAAUUACGUGCCCGUAUGAGCAGCGGUGCUGCGGCCGCCAUUGCUAUGGUUGCUGUUGGUGCUGCGAUGCUCGUUGUUGGACCUAUGGUUAUCGCUUUACGGGCACUCGAUAAAAGACGACAAGAAAGGAGAUACUUAAAAUCAUUGGGGUGGAAUGAUCAACCCCCUACUUAUGAACAAGCAACAUUAAUGAGCGAAGUUCCGAGAUAUUCCACCUUAAAUUUGAACACUACCGUCCACAGUUCCUGCGUUGCAUCUCCGUCUGCAUGUUUACCCGCAAACACUAGCUAAAAAUCUCCCUAGGUUAUUAUUUUAAUAUACUCAUCACAAUGCAUACACUUUCUUACGAAUUAUAAUCUUUCUCUUUCUUUUUGUCUUAAUCAUGUAAGUAUACAGGUUCAAUGCACAUUAUAUAAGUCAUUUUAUAUUUCACAAACAAAGACCAAAAGCACUGAA